Messenger RNA from Plutella xylostella (diamondback moth), 774 nucleotides. Its product is annotated as cytidine deaminase. Lineage: Eukaryota; Metazoa; Arthropoda; Insecta; Lepidoptera; Plutellidae. Gene Ontology annotation, molecular function: cytidine deaminase activity; zinc ion binding. The record is from RefSeq and is a predicted model, not a curated record. Gene Ontology annotation, cellular component: cytosol.
UAGCUCAUUGAGCCGGCGAACAAUGUUGCAACACAACCCCUAUGUCCUGUGCAAGUAAGCAAUAAGAGCGGAUUUAGCUUCGAUCACGCGCCUUCGUGGAUUUCGAAGAAAUAAAUUACACUUCAAUCAGUUGCCCGGUGACCGCUGAGCGCGCCCCACGCUCCGAUAGCGCCGCAGCCAACAUUUAAUUCAUCAAUUAAAAUACAUCGCUCCUAUGGAUAACGAACAAAUUGUGGAUUUUAGUAGCUUGGAUGAGUCGGUUCAGGAGUUGUUGAGACGCGCGGCGGAGGCCCGGCUGCGGGCGUACUGCCCGUACUCCAACUUCUCCGUGGGAGCCGCGAUCCUGACCGAGCGGGACGGCCGGGUCUACACGGGUUGCAACAUCGAGAACGCCGCUCUGAGCCCGUCCAUCUGCGCGGAGCGGGCGGCCGUGCCCAAGGCCGUUAGCGACGGCUACACAAAGUUCAAAACCGUGGCGAUUGUGGCACAUCAGCAGAACAGCUUUACUGGCCCCUGCGGCGUUUGCCGGCAAACCCUCAGCGAGUUCCGGGGUUCCGACGGAGACAUCAAAGUGUACCUCGGCAAGCCCACGCUGGACAAAGUACUCUGCACUUCACUCUCUCAGCUGUUACCUUUGUCUUUCGUCAGUUAUAAAGAAGAUAGUGUUGUUACCUAACGCAUUGUCAUUUUGAGUGUGAAAAGUGAAUACGUAAAUACUAUGGAAAUCGGAAGUAAUGGACAAAAAAGUUAUGGAAUAAAAUAAGUAUUUUUAAA